Hermetia illucens (black soldier fly) is the source of this 4240-nucleotide messenger RNA. It is a transcript of the gene Sema1a, whose product is annotated as semaphorin-1A. Bases 1642 to 4206 code for a protein of 854 amino acids. Lineage: Eukaryota; Metazoa; Arthropoda; Insecta; Diptera; Stratiomyidae. Gene Ontology annotation, molecular function: chemorepellent activity; semaphorin receptor binding. The record is from RefSeq and is a predicted model, not a curated record. Gene Ontology annotation, biological process: negative regulation of axon extension involved in axon guidance; negative chemotaxis; neural crest cell migration. The transcript is spliced from 21 exons.
CUCACGAAGCCCACCAUCCAGAGAGCAGCCGAAGAGGGAGCCGGAGCUAAACAAAAAUCGAUUCUCGUCUCCUGUCGCGUUCUGUUUUCCAUUCUGUCGUCGUCGGUCGUCGUCAAUUCAAAGAUGUCCGCCGCCAAGUGAAAAUAUGUGUUUUGGUGUUGUGCACGUCCUUCAGCCACUUUCCAAGUGAUUUUUCUCGUGAAAACUAACUAAAAUCGGCCGUGAAUAGGUCGCGAGCGGAUGCGUCAAUGUCGUAACAAUCGAAAUGCAUUCGAAUUUCGGGAAUUUGUGAGGUUUUAAGGUGGAAAAACUGCGAUCGCUGGCAAUUGGCUUCGGGGGGAAAAAUCGUUGACGGUGCAGUUUGUGCGAUUGUGUGUGGAGUGUGUGGAGUGGAAAGAUGUUUGCAUCAGCACCAGGCUCGGCAGACGUUGGAAAAGCGGAGGCAAAGCGGUCCUUGUUUCGGUCGUCGCAGCGGCACUAGCGCGAGCACCACGAAUUUCCUAAAAUUCAUUGAUUUUCGUUCGCCUGUUUGGCUGCGGGUCCUUGUCGCCGUUAUUGUCGUUGUAGUCGUUGUUGUUGUUGUUGUCAUCCAUCUGUGCUGGUCCUGAUCCGCGUCGUUGUCGUCGUCGUUGCCGUUUCUGUGUCGUUCUCGUCGCUGUGUCCUGUCACUUGUCCGCCUGACGUCUCCGUGUGUCGUCGUCCGUUUUCCGCAUUUUCCGGAUUUUCCGAGAGAGCCUGCCAAUCGCUUCACCGCAUAAAUAAAUAAUUUGUAUUUAUAAUUUGCAACCGCGGCGGAGGGAAGCGGAGUCCUUCCCAGUUGUCGUGCUCGUCCCAUUCGCGGAGUGUCGUCGGAAGGAUCUUGAGUGGAGCCAGAUGUCCUCGGGACGAGAGUGAACACGGGAAAAGCCAGGAAAACCAAACAAGCUCGGCAAGUCCUGCUUCGCGUUCAGAUUGAUGAAGUGCGUGCCUAGCGAGAGGUCCUGCCGUGUUCAGUUGCGCGAGAGUUCGGCGGAGUGAACCCCAGUGGCCUGCCAGGCAGCGUCCCGGACUCGCUCGCAGUCAUUGACGCGGCAAUUGUAAAUAAUUAAUGUGCGGUGGGCCCAAUUAGCAUCCAAGGAUUGUGGUACAUUCGCCGGAGUUGGUGGAUAACUGCGUUACACACGAAACUAAACUGGUUGGCGGAGAAAGGAUUACAAGGACUGCUGCCGCGGAAGCUGAUGAGGCAUAAAUGCUGCAUGAUCGAGAUUUGCAAGAGCAGCGACACGAUACAACUGCGAUAUCGCGGGACAACAAAAAUAGGAUAAGGAGAAAAUAACAUUGAAUCUGACACAUCACGAUUUGCCCUGGAAAGGAGCUGAAAAAAGACCGGCCCUGCAGACUUGGAGGGUGGUGAAAACGGGCGAAAAUCGAACUACCCACUAAGCGGCAAAUAUCGGCAGAAAUAUCACCAAUCGCAAGUUAGAAGAUGUGGAGACAGAAAUACAUGUGAAACGUAUUCGACCGAACAGAAAUAAUAAUCACAAGAAUAAUCAGAAAAGCAAAGAAAAGCCAUCGUCAUUGUUGUCGACUUAUAGCCCAAAGGCCGGGUGGAGAACGCCGCGAAACGUGAUACAGCCAUUACUUUCGAUAUUCAAAUCGAACAUGUCUCGGUUAUUACAAAAAUUAUGUCAUUUGAUCCAAUUUAGUGCAUUCGUAAUUCUAACAACAUGUGUCCUCGGAAAUUUAAGUGCCUGGCAAGAAAACGUACGACCGAAACUCUAUGUUGAAUUGGGUUCAGAAGAUGUGUUACGAUUCGCGGGAAAUGAAACGGCCAUUGAUCAUUUCAAAUUGGUAUUACGAGAUGGAAACAGUUUACUGGUGGGAGCUAGGAACGUAGUCUUCAACCUGAGCAUACAUGACUUGACUGAACAACAACGACUCCUGUGGUCGUCGCCUGAAGAUGAUGUGAAAAUGUGCGUUAUGAAAGGAAAAGACGAGGAAGCAUGCCAGAAUUACAUCCGCACCAUGGUGAUAACGGCCCCCGGACGCUUGUUAAUAUGCGGGACAAAUUCAUUUCGUCCUAAAUGUCAUUAUUAUCAAAUUAAUGCAAACAACUACUCCCUUGAGGCAGAGAAGAGUGGACAAGUUGUCUGCCCGUACGACCCGAAACAUAAUUCGACUGCGGUUUUUGCAGACAAUGAAUUAUAUUCGGGAACGGUUGCCGACUUUAGUGGAAGUGAUCCUAUAAUUUAUCGAGAGCCUUUGCAGACGGAACAAUAUGAUAGUCUAAGCUUAAAUGCUCCGAAUUUCGUGGGAUCAUUCACACAGGGCGAAUUUGUGUAUUUCCUAUUUCGAGAAACAGCUGUUGAAUACAUAAAUUGCGGAAAGGCCGUAUAUUCACGAAUAGCAAGAGUUUGUAAAUGGGAUAAGGGAGGACCGAAUCGAUUUCGAAACCGGUGGACGUCCUUUUUAAAGUCUCGAUUAAAUUGCUCCAUGCCCGGGGAUUUCCCGUUCUACUUCAAUGAAAUUCAAGCGGCAAGUAGCCUUGUUGAAGGUUCCUACGGUCAUACAACUUCUCGGCUGAUUUAUGCAACGUUCACGACGCCGGUAAACGCUAUCCCAGGUUCAGCUGUUUGUGCAUUCUCGUUGCAGGACAUAUCGGAUACAUUUGAGGGAAAUUUCAAAGAGCAAAGUGGUAUCAACUCUAAUUGGCUUCCAGUAAAUAGUGCAAAGGUUCCGGAUCCACGACCCGGCUCAUGCCACAAUGACUCUCGCACUCUUCCAGAACUUACUUUAAAUUUUAUUAAAACUCAUUCACUAAUGGAUGAAAAUGUGCCAGCAUUUUUCGGUCAACCGAUAUUGGUUAGGACUAGCACUAUGUAUAAAUUUACGUAUAUAGCUGUUGAUCCGCAAAUAAAGACGCCCGGCGGUAAAACGUAUGAUGUUAUUUUCGUCGGAACAGAUCACGGUAAAGUGAUAAAAACAGUAAACGCAGAAUCAGCCGAUUCAAAUAAGAAAGUAAAUUCGGUUGUAAUCGAAGAACUUGACGUACUAACGAAAAAUGAACCAAUACGAAAUUUGGAAAUUGUACGAACUACGACGUAUGAUCAAGCAAAAGACGGAAACUUUGAUGAUGGCAAGCUUGUGAUCGUCACAGAUAGUGAAGUUGUAGCGAUUAAGUUGCAUCGAUGUAAUAGUGAUAAAAUUACAAGUUGCAGCGAGUGUGUAGCACUUCAAGAUCCUUAUUGCGCCUGGGAUAAAAUUGCUGGGAAAUGUCGUUCACAUGGUGCACCGAGGUGGCUUGAGGAAAAUUACUUCUAUCAGAAUGUUCAGACGGGGCAGCAUGCAGCAUGUCCGUCAGGGAAAAUGUCCAAAGAUGCUAAUGUGGGGGAACAGAAGGGAUAUCGUGAUAUGGAUUUAAUGGAUUCACAUAGAAAUAAGGAUGCUAGUGGUGGAGAAAUGAUAAAUAUUAUGCAAGAUAAAAAUUUUGAUGGCAGUGGACCACAAAUCUCUGCCGAUGUCAUAAACGCACAAUACUCAGUUGAAACAUUAGUGAUGGCUGUAUUAGCCGGAGCAAUAUUUGCCCUACUUGUGGGCUUCAUCACAGGCUACUUUUGUGGUAGACGUUGCCACAAAGACGAAGAUGAUAACUUACCAUAUCCAGACACGGAAUAUGAAUAUUUCGAACAACGACAAAAUGUUAACCGUAUUCAAGCUGAACCGAAACUUCUUCCGCAAGUCGAAGAAGUGACAUAUGCUGAACCAGUUCUUCUACCUCAAGCAUCUAGUCAAAACAAAAUACAACAUUCGCCAAAAAAUACAUUAAGAAAACCAAUGCACCAUCACGGAGCCAAUUCCGAAACGCUCUUCCAAUUUCAACCCGAUGGUUAUAAUACUCGUGACACAUAUCGUGGACGUGAUAAUUUCGGUACAUUAAGGUCUCAUCAGGUAUUGGGUGACAAUUACCGACGCGGAGAUGGAUUUUCGACAACACGCAGCGUGAAGAAGGGUCUAAACACAAACACAAGAAAUAGAAGUCUUGGCCGAAUGAGGAGGCAGCCGCCCCGGCAUGGUAUUGUAACUCAACAUCGUUCCGAUAGUCCACAAAAUUCAAGUUCAGGAUCAUCGCCUGUUAUGUCACAUAGUAGUUCUAGUCCUGCGCCACCAUCAAGUAGUCCGAGUCCACAAGAGAGCCCGAAAAACUGUAGUUAUAUAUACCGCGACUGAUUGAUAUAUAACACUAAAUCCAUGCCCCUAAUAU